This is a messenger RNA of Limulus polyphemus (Atlantic horseshoe crab), 1646 nucleotides long. It is a transcript of the gene Aos1, whose product is annotated as SUMO-activating enzyme subunit 1-like. Gene Ontology annotation, molecular function: SUMO activating enzyme activity. Gene Ontology annotation, biological process: protein sumoylation. Lineage: Eukaryota; Metazoa; Arthropoda; Merostomata; Xiphosura; Limulidae. Gene Ontology annotation, cellular component: cytoplasm; SUMO activating enzyme complex. The record is from RefSeq and is a predicted model, not a curated record. The transcript has 10 exons. The coding region runs from base 36 to 1064 and encodes 342 amino acids.
GUGGGCUUAGCAAAUUAGCAGGCGGCACUGUCAAAAUGGUUGAGAAUGAGUUUACGGCAGAAGAAGCUGCUUUGUAUGACAGGCAGAUAAGACUUUGGGGCUUAGAUGCUCAAAAAAGGUUACGAGCAGCAAAAGUCUUAAUAGCUGGACUUGGUGGUCUUGGAGCUGAGGUGACCAAAAACCUUGUUCUUGCUGGGAUCCAUUCUGUUACUUUACUUGAUCAUCAUAAUGUAUCAGAACUGGAUUACACUUCUCAGUUUCUGUUGUCCAGAGAAGAUCUUGGUAAAAAUAGAGCAGAGUCUUCCCUUUCACACACUCAGCAGCUGAAUCCAAGAGUGAAUGUUGUAGUAGACAAAGACAGUAUUCAAGAUAAAGGAGAAGAAUUCUUUAAAACAUUUGAUGUGGUUUGUCUGACUGGAUAUUAUUCCCUUGAUGUUCUUUUUUUCAUCAACAAUACAUGUCGUAAACACAACAUAAAAUUUUAUUGUGGAGGUGUGUGGGGCUUCUUUGGUUAUGUUUUUACAGAUCUUGGAAAACAGCACACAUUUGUAGAAGAAAUACCAGUUAAAAUAGAACAGCCAGUCUAUGGAGAAAGUGGAGAACCAAUGCCAAAGAAACCUCGCAGUGAAGAGAAAACAACACAAAUGGUGAAAAAGACUGUUGAAUUUGUACCUUUGGAAAAGGCAUUAGCUGUAAAAUCUGGAAAAGCUGGUGUGGGUAUAGAUAGACGAACGUCUUCAAUAUUUCUUCUUACACAUGUUCUUUUCAGAUUUCUGUCAAAUCAUAAGCGACCACCAUUACCACAAAAUCGAACCACUGACACUGCAGAGCUGAUUAAAUUAAGAGAUGAAACUUUAGAUGAUCUGGGUGUUGAUCGAACUCGACUUGGUGAUGUGUUUUUGGACAAAACUUUUGGAGAACUUAGUCCCAUCUGUGCUGUUGUAGGUGGUGUUCUAUCUCAAGACAUUAUUAAGGCAGUUUCUGCAAAAGAUGCUCCUUUGAAGAAUUUCUUCUUAUUUGAUGGGCAAGAUGGUAGUGGAGUGGUUGAACAUUUUGGACGAUAAUGUAGAAGACGGUUUUCCACCCGAGUUCCUUAGUGAUGAUUGUUCUUUUGUAGAAGUGACAGAUGACACAGCUAUUGAAAAAUUCAGUGUUAACUAGUAUUUUGAUUUAAUACAGUUUUCUUGUUUUUCAUGCUACAGUUUUACUGAAAUUAGUUAAAACUGACACUAUUAUUGUUGGUCAUUGUGCUAUAAGCAGUUCCAAAAAUUAUAUGUCAUUUCUCCUGUUAUCAUAAAUCACAGCUGUUUCAACACAUUUUGUAUAUGAUACCAACUAUGAAAAGACAUUAUCCUCAUUUCAUCUAACUCUCUUUCUGUAAUUGUAUAACAAUGCCACCUGCUACUGGUGAGAAGACUAUUUGGAAGUUCAGACUGUCAAAACUGAAUAAAAGGAGAAGGGUGUUAAUUCAAAUUUGGUGCUCCUAGGUCUGUUAGAGGAAGAUUGUGGACUGGACAUGAAAUCAGACAAUUGGUUUAUACUGUGGAUAAUCUGAAAAAGAUUUUUGAACGUCUUUGUUCAAAUCUACACGACAUGGCCAGUAGGUAUGACCAGCUCUCUGCCUGAAGGAUGUGUGGACCUCAGAA